This is a messenger RNA of Solea senegalensis (Senegalese sole), 3005 nucleotides long. RefSeq names its product AT rich interactive domain 5A (MRF1-like) (gene arid5a). Gene Ontology annotation, biological process: regulation of transcription by RNA polymerase II. The transcript is spliced from 8 exons. NCBI's taxonomy places the organism in Eukaryota, Metazoa, Chordata, Actinopteri, Pleuronectiformes, Soleidae. Gene Ontology annotation, cellular component: nucleus. Bases 1153 to 2934 code for a protein of 593 amino acids. Gene Ontology annotation, molecular function: transcription cis-regulatory region binding. The record is from RefSeq and is a predicted model, not a curated record.
CAAUAAAUUAGAGUUUUUUCGAUUUGUGAUUUGAACAAUUUGUAGAUAUUUGGAUAUAAGAUUAUGUAAAAAAAAAAAAAAAUCUUUACUUAAAGUUUUGAUUUUGAGAUUUGAACACUUUGUAGUUAUUUGAUUCUUAGAUUAUGAUUCACCAGUGUUCAAGUAAGAUUAAUAAUUAUAACUUUGGGUCAAUAUAAAAUUACGAUAAUCUCAAAACAAUUUGUAUUUUGGUUAUGAGAUUAUGAAGUCAAUUUUUGGAUUUCAGAUUUAGACUAAAUUACAAUAAAUCAGUUUUGCACAGUUAUUUUUGAUUGUGAGAUUAUGACACACCAGUUUUGAAAGUAAGAUUAGGACAAAUUUGAUUUCAAUAUGACAUUUGAACAGUUUUCACAGAGUUUUGGACAGUGUGUCGAUGCUAGAGUGAAAGAUUAUGAUAAAACACUUAAGUAAGAUUGUGAUGAAUAUGCAUUUAAUUCACAAUUUCAAGUUUGUACAAAUUUGCUCACAAGAUUACAAUGAAUCAGUAUAUCGAUGUUUUUUUUAUCAGUUACAAUAAAUUUGAUUUCAAUACAGAAUUUGGACAGUUUAUAUAUAUAUUUGAUUUAUGUCUGACUCAGAAAUUUUCUGUGACUGUUUUUAUUAGUGAAACUUAACUUGAUCCUGAUGUUAAAUGCUUAAUAAUAACUGUAUUUUGAAUUGACUGGUGUUUUAAAUCAACGCUCUAGUGGAAAAAAAAAGAAAAAGAAGCUGCUUCUCCAUCGGCUCUGGCGUUUCUUUUAUUUUUAACCUGUAUAUUUAAGGCAACGGUCAGUCAGUAGAAACUGUUUUAAAGAAGUAACUCUGCCUGUUCCUUAAAAUGUCACCUCUGAACUCUUCUUCCACAGCAUCAUCAUCGUCAGCUCACACGAGAACCUUAAGAGAAGGUGUUUACUCAACUCCACACGACUGCUCUGACUCAAAACUUGUUUCAGAUGAAACUUAUUAAGUAAGAAGAGGGGGAAAAAAAACUGAAACAAAUGAUGUGGUGCGGUGCCUUCAGUCGACCAAUGAAACUGUCUUUGUGGGAACACCUUCCUAUUUCGAGGUGUGGAGUCGAGGACGGAGCUUCAGCGUCUCUGAGUCAAAGUCUCAGACCGAGGACAGCGCAUACACAUGGCUGAAGACGGACAGAGUGAGACGUCGGGACAAACGGAAAGCGGCGGCAGUGAAGACAACUGGACAAUGAACCAGGUAGCGUCUCCUCCGGUGAUCGAGAUUCACGACUCCACGACCGAAUGCGAGGAGGAGGCGAGGGCCAGUCCGGUGCAAAUGGAGGAGAAGGCGUUUGUGUCGAGUCUGCACUCGUUUAUGAAGGAGAAAGGUUCCCCGAUAGAGAGGAUCCCACAUCUGGGCUUCAAACAGAUUAAUCUCUGGAGAAUCUACAAAGCUGUUGAAAAACGUGGAGGCUACGAAAGUGUCACAGCUCAGCGUCUGUGGAAGAAAGUGUACGACGAGCUGGGAGGAAGUCCAGGCAGCACCAGUGCUGCCACGUGCACUCGUCGACACUAUGAGAGGCUCGUGCUGCCGUUUGAACGGCACAUAAAGGGAGAGGAAGACAAACCUCUGCCGCUGAGCAAACCUCGGAAACUAUACAAGAGAAACGUGGAGAGCAAGGUGAAGAAAGCUGAGGUCAAGAGGUCGCGGUCUCAGCUGGACGCGGAGAUGGAUUCACAGAUCCUGACACACAGGAGUCCAGAAGCCGCGUGCCGCAGUGACGCCGUGAUGCGUCCUCACUCUGCUCUGUGGGCCGCCACGACAGACAGACAAUAUCCAGACUGCACUCAACCAAACAGAGACAUUUGCCCUCCCGUCUAUGCUCUUCUCCCAGUCCCCACAUCUAGUCCUUGGACGGCUCAUAUCCCACCUGCUCCUGCUCCUGCUCCUGCUGCUCCUGCUGCUGCUGCUCCUGCUGCUGCUGCUGCUGCUGCAGAGGUCAUCUCUCCUCUGGAGAAGAAGAAGCGAAUGGCUCAGGCGAGCCUGAACUUGGCGCCAAGUCCACAGAGCGAGGACAAGGAAAGGCCCUCGGUCAUUUGCUGCUCGCAGUCUCCGGCGCGGGCCUCUUCCAGCCAGAACUGCGGCUCCUCUGACGGCUCUCCGCUCCCUCUGUCCUCGUCCUCUUCCCGCAGCCCGUCCCCGCUCUCCGUCUCAUCGGAGGACAGUCCGCCAAGGAGGGAAGACCCACCUGCGUCAAGCUCAGAACUCAACCAAAGAUGUGUUCCGUCCAGCUGUAGUGAGGACAAUAAGGCGUCUCAAGACUUUACAGGACCAAACAAAGACAUUUCUCAGCUCAGUUCCCAAUCACUAACUGCUGAGUCAAUAAAAAGUCAAAAUAAAGACUCUGUGGUGUGGGAGCCGGUCCACAAAUAUCUCACCCACCCUUUCCACUCGAUGUCUACCUCAAGCUUCACCAAAGUUGUCCCAAAGUCCACGCAGCUCCUGCGACCUGCUCCCAUCCGGCCGAGUUACAAAACCCACCCGAGCCGCUCGGCGCAGCCGGACGACCCUGCGACGCACGGCAAGAAGCUGAGCAACGUGGCGCCGUGGCUCUAUCAGACGGAGAGGAGGGACAAAUCCAGGACAAUGCUGCACAAAGUCCCCGCUCCGCAGAGUCUGUCCCACCCCGGCGCCGCGCUGCCCGUGCUCUGCGUCCUCUCGAGCUACGACAAGUCGGCGAGAGACUCUCGGCACCUGCCUCCGUUUCACCCGGUGUUCCUGCCCAACAGAAUGAGACUGCCACAGUCCCAGCUCAUGUACCACCGCAUACCGAUGGGUCCAGGUCCGUCUGCUCUCAGUGGUUCCGCUGUUUAUCCAUAUCCUUAUUCUGUACCGCUGUUAAAUCCACAGCCUGGAUACAGUCUACCCGCCAUGAAUCCCAUUUAUCCUCACAAGCUGUGAUUUUUCUUUUCUUGUUGUCGUCGUUCAAAGUGACUUUUUCUGUCUAUUCCAAUAAAUGUGAAAUGAGUUCA